Peromyscus leucopus (white-footed mouse) is the source of this 1123-nucleotide messenger RNA. RefSeq names its product RAN, member RAS oncogene family (gene Ran). The coding region runs from base 118 to 768 and encodes 216 amino acids. Gene Ontology annotation, molecular function: GTPase activity; GTP binding. The record is from RefSeq and is a predicted model, not a curated record. Lineage: Eukaryota; Metazoa; Chordata; Mammalia; Rodentia; Cricetidae. Gene Ontology annotation, biological process: ribosomal subunit export from nucleus; protein import into nucleus. Gene Ontology annotation, cellular component: cytoplasm; nucleus. The transcript is spliced from 7 exons.
CCCCGCCCCCUCCGCGCGCCGGCGUCCGCUGCGUCUCCGGCAUUUGAAUCGCGCUUCCGCCAUCUUUCCAGCUUCAGUCGGACAGGCGCGGAGGCUCUUGCUGGAAGGAUCGCCGCGAUGGCCGCCCAGGGAGAGCCGCAGGUCCAGUUCAAGCUCGUCCUGGUGGGGGACGGCGGCACCGGGAAGACGACGUUCGUGAAGCGCCACUUGACGGGCGAGUUCGAGAAGAAGUAUGUAGCCACCCUGGGCGUGGAGGUGCACCCGCUCGUCUUCCAUACCAACAGAGGGCCCAUCAAGUUCAACGUGUGGGACACGGCCGGCCAGGAGAAGUUCGGAGGCCUGCGCGAUGGCUACUACAUCCAAGCCCAGUGUGCCAUUAUAAUGUUUGAUGUAACAUCAAGAGUCACUUACAAGAAUGUACCUAACUGGCAUAGAGAUCUGGUGCGUGUGUGUGAAAACAUCCCCAUUGUAUUGUGUGGCAAUAAAGUGGAUAUUAAGGACAGAAAAGUGAAGGCAAAAUCUAUUGUCUUCCACCGAAAGAAGAACCUUCAGUACUAUGAUAUUUCUGCCAAAAGUAACUACAACUUUGAAAAGCCUUUCCUCUGGCUUGCCAGAAAGCUCAUUGGAGACCCUAAUUUGGAGUUUGUUGCCAUGCCUGCUCUUGCCCCUCCUGAGGUGGUCAUGGACCCAGCUUUGGCAGCACAGUAUGAGCAUGAUUUAGAGGUUGCUCAAACGACUGCCCUCCCGGACGAGGAUGAUGACCUGUGAGAACGUGAAGCUGGAGCCCUGAGUCAGAAGUCUAGUUUUAUAGGCAACUGUCCUGUGACGUCAGCGGUGCAGCGUGUGUGCCACCUUAUUUAGCUAAGCAGAUCGUGUACUUCAUUGGGAUGCUGAAGGAGAUGAAUGGGCUUCGAGUGAAUGUGGCAGUUAAAACAUACCUUCAUUUUUUUUGGACUUGCAUAUUUAGCUGUUUGGAACACAGUUGUUUCCUUCCUGAAUUUCAAAAAUAAGACUGCUACAGUCCCAUCACACUAUUCAGUCAGUGGUGAAAUCUUGUUUGUUACUGUCAUUCCCAUUCUUUUUGUUUAGAAUCAGAAUAAAGUUGUAUUUCAAAUAAUCUAAA